Phragmites australis (common reed) is the source of this 2289-nucleotide messenger RNA. RefSeq names its product cold shock domain-containing protein 3-like. The record is from RefSeq and is a predicted model, not a curated record. Gene Ontology annotation, molecular function: nucleic acid binding; zinc ion binding. Bases 659 to 1057 code for a protein of 132 amino acids. The transcript has a single exon. NCBI's taxonomy places the organism in Eukaryota, Viridiplantae, Streptophyta, Magnoliopsida, Poales, Poaceae.
AGCGGAUGACCUGACCUGACCUCUCGCGCGUGCUCGCGCGGCUCAGACAGGUGGCGGCACAGGAGCCAUGCAGAUUUCAAGCGUCAGCAGUCCGUUUGCGAUCUGUCAGUGACGUGGCGCCUAUCAUGAGGAUGAUCAUAGAAUGGAGAUCCGAGUCCAUGCACGAUGAUUCAGAAUCUUGCAUCGCUUCCAGAUCCACAUGGAACAGGUCAGGAGAGAAAACGCCAGCGGAGGCGAGCCAGCGAUGAGACCGCAGUUGCACUGGGAGCGAAAGCGAAGGCGAGGGGACGCUGGCGACCGGGCAAGUGGAGAUGGGGGAUCGGGAGCGUAUCGCGGUACAGGGAAACGCCGCUUUCGCGGCGAUCGGUAGCGGAUCCGGGGGAGGACCGAAGCGAUCGCGUCCGGCGACAGCAGCUGCUGCCGCUGCUGGAAGCAAUCGCUGGGUGGGCUCUCGAUCGAAAGCGACGGGCGGGCUCUCGUAUCGCCCGCCAGGCGUCGCAAGAAUCCGCGCCCCGGAUGUGGGUGGCUGCUGCUUUUCAGUCCAUAUCUCAGCAGCAGCUCGUUGCAAUCUUGGAGAUUACAACGCGUCCCACCGCAUCGGCCUCCACUCCGAUCCAGAGUUUUGCGGGUGUCCAGCCGGCGGCGGUGGGGGUGCGAGAUGUCGUCGGAGAGGGUGAGGGGGGCGGUGAAGUGGUUCAACCCCACCAAGGGGUUCGGCUUCAUCACCCCCGACGACGGCGGCGAGGAGCUCUUCGUCCACCAGUCCUUCAUCAAGUCCGACGGCUACCGCAGCCUCAACCCGGGCGACACCGUCGAGUUCGCCAUCGGCUUCGGCGACGACGGCCGCGCAAAGGCCAUCGACGUCACCGCGCCCGGCGGCGGCGCGCUCCCCAGCGGCGACCGCGGCUUCGGCGGCGGGGGUGGCUACGGCAGAGGACGCGGCGGGUGCUAUAACUGUAGCGAGUCCGGUCACUUUACCCGCGAGUGCCCCAACUCCAACAACAGCUUUUUUUUUUUUUUUAUACUCUUCACUACUGAAUACAGCUGUAGUAUAUGAAUAUGAACGCACGCACUCACUUCACACACACGAACUCACACUACACACACCUAACGCACGCACAUACUAGCCGUACUCCAACAACAGCUAAGCGGCCACCGUCGCUUCGGAUCCGACUUCCACGUUGGCUCUUGGUAUUUUUUAUUAAUAUAUUAUAAUAAAAAGUAAUAGUCAAUGUAUUUUAAAGAUAAUAUUAGUAUUAAAAAUAGCGUUUAUUUCAGACUGUUGGGAGUAUGGUCGAAUGAUGAUAGACAUUAUUAAAGUUACAUCAACUUUUACACAUAUGAUUGAUUAAUUUUCUCAAAAGUAGACAGAUUUGUAUUAGUCACAUAAUGUCCUUAAAUUCAAGAUACUUGCUGACUUGCAUUUAUACAUACAUUUACAGAGUAAAUGCCUGUUUAUUUUUACUGUAAAUUGCCAUAAUUUGAAUUUUAUAGAGAAAUUUAGUUAUAUCAAAUUAUGAAUUAUGAGAUUCCGUAGUACAAUUUAGUUUGUAAAUAGUGAGAAAUAAUUUUAAGAUUGAAAUUGUUUGUUAUUGAUUUUGCUUUUAGAGCUAGAAUCUAUAAUCAUAAUAAAAACAAACCGACCUAAAACGGGGCCUAAGUAGCAUUAUCCGUGCUAGAGCUAGUAGUUUGUGAACCAAGACUUCACAGGGCAGCAGAUCCUAAUUUGCUAUGCAGCUGCGCGGAAAGCGAAGGCGAGGCCGGGCAAGUGGAGAGGGGAUCGGGAGCGUAUUGCGGCACAGGGAAACGCCGCUUUCGCGGCGAUCGGUAGCGGAUCCGGGGGAGGACCGAAGCGAUCGCAUCCGGCGACAGCAGCUGCUGCCGCUGCUGGAAACAAUCGCUGGGUGGGCUCUCGAUCGAAAGCGACGGACGGGGUCUCGUAUCGCCCGCCAGGUAUCACGAGAAUCCGCGCCCCGGAUUUGGGUGGCUGCUGCUUUUCCUUCCAUAUCUCAGCAGCACUACAGUCUACAGCUCGUUGCAAUCUCGGAGAUUUGGCAGGGGAGAGUUGGAAACAACCGAGCAAAUCGUCGAAAUCAGCUGGAUUUCGGAGUUGCUGUGCUACCAACACGGGAACUCCAAAUCCGACGAUUUUUCUGCCUGCCAUUUUCAGUUACUACUGGCGAUCCUUAGCAGUGGGCAGCUCAGCUGCAGAUGGCUAGCUAAGUAUUCGUGGAUUGUAAAAAAACACAAACAUUAGAUGGGUUAUAAGAGUGUUGCUGAACGAAUAUG